Cololabis saira (Pacific saury) is the source of this 5513-nucleotide messenger RNA. RefSeq names its product NACHT, LRR and PYD domains-containing protein 3-like. Gene Ontology annotation, molecular function: protein binding. The record is from RefSeq and is a predicted model, not a curated record. The transcript is spliced from 15 exons. The coding region runs from base 134 to 4168 and encodes 1344 amino acids. NCBI's taxonomy places the organism in Eukaryota, Metazoa, Chordata, Actinopteri, Beloniformes, Belonidae.
UGAUAAGACUUCUCCCAGGACGACUGUGUUCUGAAUGUUAAAACAUACUUUUCUAGGAACCCGUACCACCGAGACCUGAUAUCAGAAAUAACCAGGUGUGUGUGUGAGCUGAUGUGGACGUGAAUUCAGCAGAAUGGACCAGUGUGAGGACGGAGAGGAGGGAGUCCCUCCCUCUAAAACCUCUCUGUGUGGGGAACAUGAGAGUCGGAGCAAAGCUCAGAGGAAUCAACCUGGACCUGGACCUGGACCUGGACCAGGACCUGGACCUGGACCCAGCUGUGUUUCCUUGAAGAGUGACCGGUCAACUCAUAGAUAUGUUAACUUUAAAGGAGACCAACGUUCUUCUUCAGAGAGGAAUCAACCUGGACCUGGACCUGGACCUGGACCUGGACCUGGACCUGGACCUGGACCUGGACCUGGACCUGGACCUGGACCUGAAUCCGGACCUGGACCCGAACCCAGACCUGUACCCAGCUGGGUGCCCUUGAAGAGCGACCGUUCAACUCAUAGAUAUAUUAACUUUAAAGGCAACCAAGGUUCUGCUGUAAAUAGGGUCCAUCAGAAAAGAGACUCUCUUGAACUUGAACCCAGCUAUUUGUCCUUGAAGAGCGACCGGUCAACUCAUAGAUAUAUUAACUUUAAAGGAGACCAACAUUCUUCUUCAGAGAGAGUGGACCAGCAGAACUCAGAGCCUCCCAGCGGUCCGUCUGUCCAGCAGCAUCAGACACAGCUGGACUCCAUAUUUCUGUUGCUGGAGGACAACAUUGUCCUGUUUGUGAAGAACGAGCUGAAGAAGAUCCAGAGGGCUCUGAGUCCAGAUUACCCAGAAUCCCUAGAGCAUCUGUUGCAGGGUGAGGAUGAAGAGCAGAAGAAGAGCAGCAGAGAGGCGUUUGUGAAGAUCACAGUGAACGUCCUGAGGAGAAUGAAGCAGGAGGAGCUGGCUGAGCGUCUGCAGAGAAGUACUUUUGCUGCAGUUUGUAAAAAGCGGCUGAAGUCUAAGCUGAAGAAGAAGUCCCGGUGUGUGUUUGAGGGGAUUGUUAAAGCAGGAAACCCAACCCUUCUGAAGCAGAUCUACACAGAGCUCUACAUCACAGAGGGAGGGACUGGAGACGUCAACAAUGAACAUGAAGUCAGACAGAUUGAAGCAGCAUCCAGGAAUCCAGACAGAGCAGAGACAACCAUCAGACAGGAAGACAUCUUUAAACUCCCACCUGGAAGAGAUGAACCAAUCAGAACAGUGAUGACGAAGGGAGUGGCCGGCAUCGGGAAAACAGUCCUAACACAGAAGUUCACUCUGGACUGGGCUGAAGGCAAAGCCAACCAGGACAUCCAGUUACUGCUUCCAUUCACCUUCAGAGAGCUGAAUGUGCUGAAAGAGAGAAAGUUCAGCUUGGUGGAACUUGUUCAUCACUUCUUCACUGAAACCAGAGAAAUCUGCAGCUUUGAAGAGUUCCAGGUCGUGUUCAUCUUUGACGGUCUGGAUGAGAGUCGACUUCCUCUGGACUUCCACAACAAUGAGGUCCUGACUGAUGUUACAGAGUCCACCUCAGUGGAUGUGCUGCUGACAAACCUCAUCAGGGGGAACCUGCUUCCUUCUGCUCAUCUCUGGAUCACCACACGACCUGCAGCAGCCAAUCAGAUCCCUCCUGAGUGUGUCUCCAUGGUGACGGAGGUCAGAGGGUUCACUAACCCACAGAAGGAGGAAUACUUCAAGAAGAGGUUCAGAGAAGAGGAACAGACCAGCAGGAUCAUCUCCCACAUCAAGACAUCACGAAGCGUCCACAUCAUGUGCCACAUCCCAGUCUUCUGCUGGAUCACUGCUACGGUCCUGGAGAAAGUCCUGGAAACCAGAGAGGGAGGGGAGCUGCCCAAGACCCUGACUGAGAUGUACAUCCACUUCCUGGUGGUCCAGGCCAAGCUGAAGAAGGUCAAGUAUGAUGGAGGAGCUGAGACGGAUCCACACUGGAGUCCAGAGAGCAGGAAGAUGGUGGAGUCUCUGGGAAAACUAGCUUUUGAGCAGCUGCAGAAAGGAAACCUGAUCUUCUAUGAACCAGACCUGAGAGAGUGUGGCAUCGAUGUCAGAGAGGCUUCAGUGUACUCAGGAGUGUUCACACAGAUCUUUAGAGAGGAAAGCAGCCUGUACCAGGACCAGGUCUUCUGCUUCAUCCAUCUGAGUGUUCAGGAGUUUCUGGCUGCUCUUCAUGUCCAUCAGACCUUCAUCAAGUCUGGAGUCAACCUGCUGGAGGAACAAAAAGACACAGAGACUCAGCUCUAUCAAAGUGCUGUGGACAAGGCCUUACAGAGUCCAAACGGACACCUGGACUUGUUCCUCCGCUUCCUCCUGGGUCUUUCACUGGAGACCAAUCAGACUCUCCUACGAGGUCUGCUGGAACCGGAACAAAGAAGUUCACAGAACAAUCAGGAAACAGUUGAAUACAUCAAGAAGAAGAUCAGUAAAGAUCUGUCUGCAGAGAAAAGCAUCAACUUGUUCCACUGUCUGAAUGAACUGAACGCUGGUUCUCUGGUGGAGGAGGUCCAACGGUCCCUGAGGUCAGGACUUCUCUCCACAGAUAAACUGUCUCCUGCUCAGUGGUCGGCUCUGGUCUUCAUCUUACUGUCAUCAGAAGAAGAUCUGGAGGUGUUUGACCUGAAGAAAUAUUCAGCUUCAGAGGAGGUUCUACUGAGGCUGCUGCCGGUGGUCAAAGCCUCCAAGAAAGUUGUGUUGAGUGUCUGUAACCUCUCAGGGAACAUCUGUGCAGAUCUGACCUCAGUUCUCAGCUCUCAGUCCUCCAGUCUGACAGAACUGGACUUGAGUAACAACGACCUGCAGGAUUCAGGACUGAAGAAGCUGUGUCCUGGACUGGAGAGUCCACACUGUCACCUGGAGUCUCUCAGGUUGAGUGGUUGUAACCUCUCAAAGAACAUCUGUGCAGAUCUGUCCUCAGUUCUCAGCUCUCAGUCCUCCAGUCUGACAGAACUGGACCUGAGUAACAACCACCUGCAGGAUUCAGGACUGAAGAAGCUGUGUCCUGGACUGGAGAGUCCACACUGUCACCUGGAGUCUCUCAGGUUGAGUUACUGUAAUCUCUCAGAGAACAUCUGUGCAGAUCUGUCCUCAUUUCUCAGCUCUCAGUCCUCCAGUCUGACAGAACUGGACCUGAGUAACAACCACCUGCAGGAUUCAGGACUGAAGAAGCUGUGUCCUGGACUGGAGAGUCCACACUGUCACCUGGAGUCUCUCAGGUUGAGUGUCUGUAACCUCUCAGAGAACAUCUGUGCAGAUCUGUCCUCAGUUCUCAGCUCUCAGUCCUCCAGUCUGACAGAACUGGACCUGAGUAACAACGACCUGCAGGAUUCAGGACUGAAGAAGCUGUGUCCUGGACUGGAGAGUCCACACUGUCACCUGGAGUCUCUCAGGCUGUCAGGCUGUGUGAUCUCAGAGGAAGGCUGUGCUUCUCUGGUCUCAGCUCUGAGCUCCAACCCCUCCCACCUGAGAGAGUUGGACCUGAGUUACAACCAUCCAGGAGAGUCAGUGAAGCUUUUGUCUGCUGGACUGGAGGAUCCCCGCUGGAGACUGGACUAUCUCAGGGUGGAGCCUGCUGGACAACGAUGGAUGACACCAGGUCUGAGGAAGUAUUCCUGUCAACUCACCAUCGACCCAAAAACAGUCUACAAACGCAUCAAACUGUCUGACAACAACAGGAAGAUGACGUAUGUGAAGGAGGAUCAGUCAUAUCCUGAUCAUGCAGACAGGUUUGAUAUCUGGUGUCAGCUGCUGUUUAGAGAAGUUCUUACGGGUCGCUGUUACUGGGAGGUCCAGAGGAGAGGAAAAGUUUCUGUAUCAGUGAGUUACAGAAGAAUCAGCAGGAAAGGAAACUCUAAAGACUGUUGCUUUGGAAUGAACGAUCAUUCCUGGAGUCUGUCAUGUUCUGAUGAUGGUCGGUACUGUGUCUGGCACAAUACCAGAGUAACACGUUGCUCCUCCUCUUCCUCAGUCUCUGACAGAGUAGCAGUCUAUGUGGACGUUCCUGCUGGAACUCUGUCCUUCUACAGCAUCUCCUCUGACAGACUGAUCCACAUCCACACCUUCAACACCACAUUCACUGAACCUCUUUAUCCUGGGUUGUGGUUCAGGUCCAAUCCGGGUUCUUCAGUGUCUCUGUGUUGAGUUCAGUCUCAAGAGUCUCCUCCUGUCAGAGAAACUGUCUCUGUUGGACAGAUAGUUGAGUUUGUACAUGUCUGUCUCUGUUUCCAUCAGAACACCUGAAUCACAUGUUGCUGAAACGUCUUCCUCUUCCAGUCCUUUAAAGGUGGAAGCUGCUGUUAUUCCAGGAUCCACAUGUUGUUCUUCUGUCUGUUUCCAGUCAGAGCUUCACAGUGAACAGCAGCAUGUUGUUUCUCUGCAGCUCAGUUCAGCUGAGAUCAUUCACUUCAUGUCAGCUGCAGUUAGUUUGCUGCACAUGUGACCAACUGUGAUGUCAGAGAGGAAUCACUGAGCUGCAAUCAGCCGAGAUGAAGUUACAACCUGCUGACAGAUCUGACAACAAGGUUGCUGUGCAGCCAGGGUUCAUCCUGGUCUUUAUUCUCACCCACUUCCUGUUCCAGCCAUGACAUCACUACUGGACUGUCAGGUUUCUUUCAUGGUAAAGGGUUUGUUUAUGUGUGAGCUCUCACCAAGAUGAAUAAGAUGAUCCAUCCAUCAUCUAGAACUGCUUCUUCAUGUUCAGGUUCCCGGGCGUCGGCCUUGUUGAUUUUACACUGUACUAAGAAGGGCUACUUUUUGAAUAAAGUUCCCCUUUGAUGACAAUAUUUGAUAUUCACUCAUUAAAAGCGCUGCCUCAACAUUUCCUCACAAUAAUUAUCAAAUUGAUUUAUCAUGCUAGGAAACAUAUUUCAACACAAAACAUUUUUCAUUCUUAAUUCAUUUAGUUUGUUCCAAUUUUCAAAUGAUUGCUUAUGUAACAUUUUAGUAGCAAAUCAUGAACAUCUUCAAAUCAAGUCCCAUUUAUAUGAAAUUAAGCAGCAUAAUACUUGUAGCAAAUCAUGAAGUCCCACAUCUGUAGAUAUCUGGUUUAAAUAUAAUCAGAUAUUCAAAAUCCCCACAUUUGUACUAAUAAUCAAAUAUGUAGCACUGGUCUGAAGGUUUGCCUGACAGAGUGGUUGAUUUAAGAACAUCCAUAUGCGUUAUAUUUUAUAAUUCUGCUGGUGAGUAUUUCCAGCAGUGUUAUUUACUUCACUAAUCGUUGAAAAGUAAUUAGAUAUGUUAUCUGAAUGUCACUGAUUGUUUUCUUUGUUGCCAGUUAAAUGUGAUAUUAUCUCAUGUAUAUAAUGUUCAUGCUUAUAAAAUUAUUAUUUGGAUUGUGUGCUAUGGUUAAACAUAUGUUUGUUGCUGUUUAUUGAUUUCUAUUAUUCUAUGGUUUAUUCCAGAACCACACACACACACACACACACACACACACACACCAUAACUGUAAGUGCUCUCUCUAAACUGGAUUAAAGCACUGUAAAGGAAA